AUGGUCUACACUGAGACCAAGGCCACCCGGUCCCUAAAGCCCAGGGGUUCAGCGGCUCUUGGCUGGGCCGCCCCGCGCGCCGUCACCGCCGCCGUCACCGCGCGCGCCCGGCCGCGGGGCUCGGCUCCGGCGCGCGGCUCCGGCCGGGGAGGCGGGAGGGAGCCGAGGACAAUGCGCCCCGCGCCCGGCGCCCCCCGCGCGGCCCCGCCCCCAGCCCGGCGGCAGCCCCGGUUCCUGCGCGGCCGGAGCGGCUCGGGCAGCAGCGGCGGCCCCGGCGGCAGCAGCGACAGCAGCGCGGGCGCCGAGCGGGAGGACGACGACGAGAGCGCCAGCAUCAGCAGGCCGCUGGUGUCCUCAGAGCCCCCGGGGACCCCAGCCGCUUCUCGCGCCUCCACGCCCACCUCCGCGCGCAGCAUGACCGCCGCUGACCUGGGCGCGGGCGCCGGGGCCGGGGCCGUCGGGGGUGCGGGCGGCCCCGGCCCCGGCCCCGGCCCCUCCUGCCGUUCGUGCUGCGGUUGCUGCGGGCGCCGGGCCCGGUCGGGCCGCGGGGGCGGGCGCCGCGGCUGCUCCUCUGGCUCCGGCUGCCGCUGGGGCUACCAGGCGCUGUCCGUGGCGCUGCUGCUGGCGCAAGGCGGCCUGCUGGACGUGUACCUCAUCGCCGUCACGGACCUGUACUGGUGCUCCUGGGUGGCCACCGACCUGGUGGUGGCGGCGGGCUGGGCCAUCUUCUUCGCCAAGAACAGCCGGGGCCGUCGGGGAGGUGCACACGCCCACCAUCCGCAUCACCCACACGCCGCGCCCCUGCACCUGCCGGCUGCCCCCGCCGGAGCUGCGGGCGCCAAGGCGCGCGGCGCGCGCGGGGGCGCGGGUGGCCCGGGGCCGGCGGGGCCGGUCGGAGCGGCGGGCGAGUUCGCCUUCGCCUACUUGGCCUGGCUCAUCUACUCUAUUGCCUUCACGCCCAAGGUGGUGCUCAUCCUGGGCACGUCCAUCCUGGACCUCAUCGAACUGCGCGCGCCCUUCGGCACCACGGGCUUCCGCCUCACCAUGGCGCUAUCGGCGCCGCUGCUCUACUGCCUGGUGCGGGCCAUCGGCGAAGCGGGCGCCAUCCCCGGCUCCGCGGGCCCCCUGCUCUUGCAGCCGCAGCGACACCGCGCCGCCGGCUGCUUCCUGGGCACGUGCCUGGAUUUGCUGGACAGCUUCGCGCUGGUGGAGCUGAUGCUGGACGGCCGCGCGCCGCUGCCCGCGCACCUGCGCUACCUGCUCCUCGCGGUCUACUUCCUUGCGCUCGCCUCGCCGGUGCUCUGGCUCUACGAGCUCCACGCCGCCGCCUCGCCCCGGGCCCGGGCACCGCGGCCCGGUGGCUGCAGCUGUCUCCUGCGCCUCCUGGGCAGCUGCCUGGUGGACGCGCCCUUGCUGGCGCUGCGCUGCCUGCUGGCCCUGAGCUACCAGCAGCCGCUCUCUGUCUUCAUGCUCAAGAACCUCUUCUUCCUCGGCUGCCGCGGCCUGGAGGCCCUGGAGGGCUGCUGGGACCAGGGGCUAACGGCGUCCCCUAGUCGGGCCAGGUCGGGCUACGGCGCUCCACCCUCCGCCCCGCCGGCGCCCGGAGCCCCCCAACUGGGCCACUGCAUCUCCGAGGACGAGGGGUGCGCCCACGGCUAUGUCAACACUCUGGCUGUGGCCUCCCAGAAUUAAGGGGUCUGGGGUCUUGCUUUGGGGUUGGGAAACCCAGCUCCCUGUCCUCUGACCAUUCCUCACCUAGUCUAGAUCAUCUGUUAAUGGGGCUGAGGGCCAACACGCCACUCUGAGCCCUUUGGGUCAAGACUGCUUGGAGCGACCCAGCUACUGAAAGAAGGAGGAAAGUCGCCAGGC
Messenger RNA from Bubalus bubalis (water buffalo), 1869 nucleotides. It is a transcript of the gene TMEM121B, whose product is annotated as transmembrane protein 121B. The transcript is spliced from 2 exons. Bases 1 to 1692 code for a protein of 563 amino acids. NCBI's taxonomy places the organism in Eukaryota, Metazoa, Chordata, Mammalia, Artiodactyla, Bovidae. The record is from RefSeq and is a predicted model, not a curated record.